Hippocampus zosterae (dwarf seahorse) is the source of this 3603-nucleotide messenger RNA. RefSeq names its product microtubule-associated protein 7b (gene map7b). The transcript has 20 exons. Gene Ontology annotation, biological process: microtubule cytoskeleton organization. Lineage: Eukaryota; Metazoa; Chordata; Actinopteri; Syngnathiformes; Syngnathidae. The record is from RefSeq and is a predicted model, not a curated record. Gene Ontology annotation, cellular component: microtubule cytoskeleton. The coding region runs from base 395 to 2662 and encodes 755 amino acids.
AUGAGGGGAGGGAGAGCCAGAUUAAACUCUCCCGAUGUGAUUCACUCUGUGUGUCAUUGGUAGAAAAGGCACAGCGGUGGACAAGGGCUUCGGAGAGUUGCCGCAACCUCUCAACUCCCAAGGACAGCGACAGUGAUCCCAGCCGACUUCUUUUCUCUUGGCGCUCCGGUGGCUCCUGCCCCCCCCUCCCACCCCGCCCGCCCGUCCACCCCUUCUUGGGAUUUCUGCCUCUUGGCCAACGUGGCCCUCGUCGCGCCAUGAUUUCUGGCCGCACGAUUAUCUUGUCCUGUUGAGGAUGCCUGCCACACGCGCGGAUGUUGACAUUAACCCCGCCCACUUUGACUCGUACCAGCUUCAUCGGGUCUAAUCAAACAUCGUACCUUUUGGAAUCGGGAUGCAGAAUCCAGCCUCCUUCUAUAAAGCGGACGACGGCAGAGUGUCUUCUUCCCCCACCCGGCCGAGCUCGUCGCUCUCCGGACAGGUCUACUCUCCCACCCCGUCGGCCACCGGCAGCAGCAUCAAUAACAACAGAGUAGCACCCAGAAUAGACUCUUCUCUCUUCAACAAAACCGAUGAGAGGCUGAGGCUGGCCCGAGAACGUCGAGAGGAACGUGAAAAGCAGAAUGCCGCCAAGGAGGCUCAGUGGCAGGCGCGAGAGGAGCGCGCCAGGCAGCACUACGAGAAGCACCUGGAGGAGAGGAGGAGGAAACUGGAGGAGCAGCGGAUAAAGGAGGAGCAGAGACGCUUGGCUGUGGAGGAGAAGCGACGGCAGAAGCUGGAGGAAGACAAGGUUCGUCAUGAGGCGGUGAUGCGGCGGACGAUGGAGCGUGCUCAGGCGAGCAGACCCAAGCACAACCGCUGGUCCUGGGGUGGCCCGCUGCAUCCCACCAGCCCCAUCACGCCGACCGGUUUUGUCGAGUCCGCUCGCCUCUUUCCGUUCGACCUUGCUGGACUGGAGCACGUGCCGAGUGCUUUCAGUGUCCACAGUGGACACCGUAUGAGAUCCCAAUAUGCUGACAGAAGGUCGGUGUCCACAGUGAAUUUAUCCAAACAGCACGACGCCGUCAUUAGCAAGCGGCUGUCCUCGUCCUCCGCCACACUCCUCCACUCGCCCGACCGAGGGUUACGGGCAAGAACAACCUCCACCCCUGUCAUAAACAAAGCUCAGUCCAAAACCCGUCUGUACCAGGGGACCACUUCCUACCACAGAAACACAGGUCCUCGCCGCCUUCCCCUGACGCUGUGGGAGAGCAACAUGGUGAACCGGCUGCAGCAGCCCACGCACUCCUACCUGGCACGAAGUCGCAGUGCCAUGAGUCUCUCUGGAGAGCACGCAGCCAUGCCUGUGUGUCCUCGCUCAGUGUCGUGCCACCCCAUGGGCUCCAUGUCAUUCAAGACCCUUCAGGCCCGCCCGCUCUCUCACAGCCGCAGCCACGACCGCAGCCUCUCCAGGGAGACGGCCUCGUCCGUGGCCGCUCGCAGGAGGACCACCGGGACGUUAACGACGCCGCAGAAGAACCGCGACUCAGUCAGGAAGUCCUGGAGCAACUUGUCGCUGCCUCUGGGUCCCUCGCUUACCUUGCCCCUUAAAUUGCGAUCCUCAUCGCCGGUCAAAAGGAACGCAAAAGUUGCGGUGCUCUCUCCUGGAAGGCCCCCUCAGAGGGUCACAGGACGCCCUCCGACCCCCAAGAUGCUUAAGUCUCCUGCGGCAGAGGACCCCGGAAACCUGCGCCCUAUCCAAGUCUCGCCCGAGAUUCCGCAGCCGCCGGCGCCCGGCAAGACCCAAGAAGCGGAGGACGAGCCGGUUCUCAGUCCUCCGCCGCCAGCGGAACAAAGCAAGACGGCACAAACGACAAGGACGGCACCCAGCGACGCAGCCCCGAAGCCUUCUGCCGGGACCACGGAUCGAGAGGAGGCCAGCCGCAUCCUAGCUGAGAACCGGCGGCUGGUCCGCGAACAGAGAGAACGGGAGGAAGAGGAGCAAAGGCAGCAGGAGGAGCAGGCCAGGUUAGCCAAGGAGGAGAUGGCCCGUCGCAAGGCCGAGGAGCGAGCGAGGCGAGAGGAGGAGGCCCAGCGGCAAGCGGACGAGAGGAGGCUGAAGGAAGAGGAGGAGACCAGGAUGGCGGAGGAGCGACUCCAGCAAGAGAGAGAGGAGGCGGAGAGAGUCCAGAAACAGCGGGAGGAGGAAGAAUCUCGGCAGAAGGAGGAGACGGAGAGACUGAGGCAGGAGAGGGAGAAGCACUUCCAGAAAGAGGAGGCAGAGCGGUUGGAACGCAAGAAGCGGCUGGAGGAGAUCAUGAAGAGGACCAGGCGGUCUGACACCGCAGACAAGAAAGAAUCCCCCAGCAAGAACACGGACGGCCCAGUGGACGCCGCCUCUCCAGGCCCAUCCCGUGGGAAUCCCGCCCCGCAUAGCAACGGUUGCCAGGCAGACAGCAACUUGAACGCCGACACUUCGACGCACAACCCUCUGAUUCAGAGGGAGAACGGAGCGUUCGAGGAGGCGCUUGAGCCACCUUCGCAUUCCAGGUUGAAGGAAGACGAGCAGCGGCAGGAGGACGAGAGAGUUGAUGUCAUGGUCUUCAGGGAGAACGGCUUCCCAAAGCCCCUCAGCGCUGGAGUGGACGAUAUAACAGUCCAGCAGGGAGCAGACGUCGCCUGAUUGGGACAGGAUGAUACGCACGCCCACAAAGAACCAGGAAAGAAGACGCUUGGAUGCAGAAGAUUACGCGAAACCCAACAAAAGGCUCUUAAAGCAUCGUAGCCGUCCUCUUGAACUGCCUGCAAAGAGACGACAACAUCCAUGUUUCCCCUACGACGGUAACUCCAAAGAGCACCCUUCAAAAUGGGGUGCUCUUAUUGAGGCAGUGUUUUUUUGGCGGGCUGGGGUGGGGGGCGGGUGGACACAGCCCUCUCAGAAUCAACCACCAAAGGGGAAAUAUGAGAUUCACUCCAACAACAACGGCAAACUGAGAUGAGUUGUAAAAUCUUUAAUUGUGAAACUUGAGGUGUGUUUUUUUUGUUUGUUUUGUUUUGUUUUCCCCCGCUUGUUUGACAGGUAGCGUCAGCAACGCGGGGCGAAAGCACAACUUGUUUGGUUGGAGCUAAAGGCGUCUGAAGAGGUUUGUGUCAGGUACCAUAUUUAAGAGGCUCUCCUAUUUAAUAGAGAUUAUUGUGGGGUGAGGCGCUGGGUUACAACAACUACUGAUUUAUUUUGAAGUUUAAUUGCUGUACAUCUGUUGUAGUUCAACUUCCGCCGAGCUCGCGGGAUGUUUAAUUUUGCAGUAAAUCUCAUUCCUUUGAUCCGGAGGGAAUCUUUUGGAAUACGUGCUGAUCGUUGUUUUCGGACGCCUUACCGUGUUUAAAAGUAAGAAGAUGGUCGGGAAAUAACCUUUGCACUCAGACUUGCGUCUCAUGCAGGACUGCUAACGAGGACGCCGAUGAUGAUUGGAGCUCACAAAUGUCUUUAACAGAAACCCGCACAGACUAAAUUAUUGCAGAAUAGCCAUUGUAUACAGAACAGUCACUAUAUUUUCCUACGAAUUACCUGAGUAAAGAAAAGAGCUGUAUUGUUGUUUGAAAAUAAAUUUCCUUGACAUGUUA